AUGUUGCCCGUAAGAAAUCCGUCGUUACAAAGAAGCACGCACCUAUUAAUUACCUACUUUCUUUGUCUGAUUCCUAGAAUUCACUCCCUGCCGUUGAGCAGGAAGGCAUCCGCACCAGCAUCAGAUGUUGCUAGUAUAGCGGAGGGAAAUCCAAAUAUUACAACGUAUGCAAUUGUAUCGAUGAUUUUGGUCUUACUGGGUGGUGUCUUUGCAGGUUUAACGUUAGCCUUAAUGGGCCAAGAUGAAGUUUAUUUGAAAGUGAUGAGUAGUUCAGGUUCUCCACAGGAAAAAAAGUCCGCCAGAAGAGUCCUUUCUCUGAUAUCUCGAGGUAAACAUUGGGUCCUUGUUACCUUACUUUUAUCUAACGUGAUCACCAAUGAGUCUCUGCCUAUCGUGUUGGAUAGGUGCCUUGGUGGUGGAUGGCAAGCUGUAGUAUCAUCCACUUGUUUAAUUGUCAUUUUUGGGGAAAUCAUACCGCAAAGUAUUUGUGUUAAAUAUGGGUUACAAGUCGGUGCAUUUUUUGGUCCCUUCGUUCUCGUGUUGAUGUAUUUGAUGUACCCUGUGGCAUACCCAAUUGCAUUGUUAUUGGAUUAUUUAUUAGGGGAAGAUCAUGGGACCAUGUACAGAAAAUCUGGUUUGAAAACAUUGGUAACAUUACAUAGAACGAUGGGAGUAGAUCCAGUAGAAAGAUUGACUCAAGAUGAAGUUACCAUUAUCUCUGCAGUGUUAGAUUUGAAAGAAAAACGUGUGGAAGAAAUUAUGACCCCCAUUGAAAACGUUUUCACCAUGAGCGCAGAUACCAUUUUGGAUGAUAAAACUGUGGAAUUAAUCUUUAAUUCUGGGUUUUCUAGAAUACCGAUUUGUUUACCCAAUGAACCAACAAAUUUUAUUGGUAUGUUACUUGUUAGAGUGUUAAUCUCUUAUGAUCCUGAUGAUUGUUUACCCAUUUCUCAUUUCCCAUUGGCAACUUUACCUGAGACUGGUCCAACCACUUCAUGCUUAAACAUUUUAAACUACUUCCAAGAGGGAAAAUCCCACAUGUGUAUUGUUAGUAAAGAGCCAGGUUCAUCUCAAGGCGCUAUUGGUAUUUUGACUUUGGAAGAUGUCAUUGAAGAAUUAAUUGGUGAGGAAAUUGUUGAUGAAUCUGAUGUAUUUGUUGAUAUUCACCAGCAUAUCAUGCGUGAACAACCUGGGCCUUUGAGUAAAAGGCAUGUUACGUCUUAUUUACAUCAUUUAUACACUGAUUCCCAUAAGAAACAUCAAGAGAUGUUAAAUCAACAAGAACAAGAAAGAGAUAGGAAUAGGAAUAGACGUUCACCACCAUCUGACUCAACAGAUAAGUCGAAAGAGAAGAAAAGAAGUGAAAGUCAGCCAUUAUUAUUGUCUCCAACAAAGCAAGGAGAUUAUUCCACCAUUUCCAAGGAAUCGAAUUCACAUGUGAAUCUAACCACUCGAUCGUCGCCACCAUUGCCCUCACAAAAUGAGUAUAGGUCUGGUAGAGUAUAUUCUACUCCAGGUCCCGUGGAAUUCCAAACACAGAAAUUGUUACCAUCGAAUUUAGCAUCUCACCCUCUUGAUAUUAAGAAACCGUUUGUCAUCAUUAAGAAACCCAAUGAAAGUUUAACUCGAACAGACAUUACAAGACCUCAAGAAGAUUCAGAUGGUUACCUACGUGAGCCAUUUACAAAGGAAGAGGACAAAUUAAUUGAGCAACAUGCCAAGUUAGCUGAACAAGCACUUGAAUAUACAAGGAAGUCGGGAGAGCCUACUCAAGUAACGACAUCCAACGCAUUAUCACCAACCAGUUCGUCGCCAUUAAAUGACGCUGGAUAUUUGGCAUCCCGUAGAAGUUCCGAUACUAAUAGGGCAGCACAGGAUAAGAACCUCAUGAUCUCAUCUUCUUAUAAAUCUACUAACAAUGGUAUUGUAGAAUCGAUAAUUACAGUGAAGGGUGUUCCAAAGACUAUUAUUGAGCCAGCGCAUGACUGGGAACAUUCCAGUAACAAUGUGACAUCAAAUAGCACUGAUGAAAACAGCGAUGAUAGCAGGAAAUCCUCCCUAGCAACAACUGCUACCACUCAAAGAUCAACUCUUGGUGUUUCUCCAAAAUGA
Molecule: messenger RNA, 2112 nt
Organism: Naumovozyma castellii
Lineage: Eukaryota; Fungi; Ascomycota; Saccharomycetes; Saccharomycetales; Saccharomycetaceae
Gene: MAM3
Product: Mam3p
Exons: 1
Coding region: 1-2112 (703 amino acids)
Source: RefSeq, a predicted model, not a curated record